AUGACUGCCCACGCGGACCCAGAUCGGUCGUCGGACCCGCCCGUCUCGGCCGUAACCCAGAAGACCUUCGUAGCUACUGCUACUAAAACGGCGGACACAGACAAAAAGGAGAACGCCGAUGCAUAUGUCACCUCCGAUACCAACAGUCUGGCACAGACUCCACAGACUCUUACGUUACGCCAGAAGUUCCUUGCAGUCGUAUGGGAUUCUCUAGAUAAGAGCCCCGAGGAGCGGGCAUUUGUUGCCAAGGCGGACUGGUGGAUCUUGAGCUACUGCUGCAUUUCCUAUUUUGUCAAGUACCUGGAUCAAACGAAUAUCUCCAACGCCUAUGUCUCAGGUAUGCGAGAAGAUCUUAAGCUUACCGGAAAUGAUCUUAACUACCUAACGACGUGGUGGAAUGUCGGGUAUAUCCUCGGCCAGCUGCCUUCCCAGCUUGCCCUCACCCGGAUCCGUCCGUCCGUCUGGUUGCCAACGCUUGAGCUCAUCUGGAGCUUCAUCGUGAUGGGCAUGGCCGGUGCGAAAAACGUCAAAACGUUGCACGCUUUGCGGUUCUUCACCGGCUUCCUCGAGGCCUCGGCGUAUCCCGGUAUUAUGACGCUUUUAGGUAACUGGUACACGCCAAGCGAGUUGGGCAAGCGAGCUUGCAUCUUUCAGGCUUCUUCAAGCGCCGCCCAGAUGUUCUCGGGAUACUUACAGGCCGCUCUGUAUAAGGGCAUGGACGGCCGCGCAGGGCUCCGGGCCUGGCAGUGGCUCUUCAUCUUUGAUGGCAUCAUCGGCGUGCCUAUCUGCCUCUACGGUUACUUCGCCAUCCCUGACGCGCCUACGGGAUCGCGAGCCCGGUGGCUUAAGCCAAAGGAUCGCGCCAUGGCCGUCGAACGCAUGGAGAAGUGCGGUCGAGAGCCCAUGAAGAAACUCACGUGGCGCACCAUACGCAACAUUGUCACGAGCUGGCCCGUCUACCUCUUUUGCUCCAUAUUCAUCGCCCAUGUACUGGGCAUCCGAAUCUACAGCUACUUCAAUCUCUGGCUUAAAGCCACCCGUCGCUACACUACCGAGGAGGUCAACGUCAUCCCGACAGCUGGGUAUGCCUUGCAGAUCUGUUUCACUUUAACCUACGCUUGGACGUCUGAUGCCAUUGGCCGCCGAUGGCCGAUUAUAAUCGUGGCGUGCCUAGUAGCCAUCAUCGGAACGAUUAUUUUGUCUGUGUGGCCCGAGGACAACAUCCCCGCCAUGAUGGCCGGGUGGCUCCUCACGUUUUGCGAGACUGGUGCUGGGGCGCUCAUAAUAACGUGGAUUAACGAGAUCUUGUCGCAUUCCGCAGAAGAGCGCGCCCUCGUCAUCGGCGUUGUCGAGACGCUGGCUUUCACUUUCCAGGCGUGGGUGCCACUGUUCGUGUAUAACACGGGCCAGGCACCGCAUUUCCCGAUCGGUUAUGAAAUGGCCACUAUGUUCUUUGGCCUCGAGAUUGUCUUGACACUGGUCAUUUUGUAUUGCGUGAAGAAGUGGCCACAGGGUAAAAGGGAGAGGGAGGAGGUCCGGGAUUGGAGCAGGGAUGGAGGGGCCGUUUGA
Molecule: messenger RNA, 1569 nt
Organism: Scedosporium apiospermum
Lineage: Eukaryota; Fungi; Ascomycota; Sordariomycetes; Microascales; Microascaceae
Product: putative pantothenate protein
Exons: 2
Coding region: 1-1569 (522 amino acids)
Biological process (GO): transmembrane transport
Cellular component (GO): membrane
Molecular function (GO): transmembrane transporter activity
Source: RefSeq, a predicted model, not a curated record